CGGCGGUCUUAACAUUUCACGUCGACCAAUUGCUUCUCUUUCUGCCUGUUCGCAUCUCUUCUCGGCGAUCGUGUCUGACUCUCAUAAUUCAAUAUUCAAUCCGGAAGUGGGCCGAUCAUCUAAAUGCCCGAGCGGUUAACGGUGAUUCUAAGCGACGAUGAGACGGGGAUUUAUGUAAAGAGGCAGGGUCGUGUGAGCUGGCGGGAUUUGUCUCUUUGCCCCGUUGCCUUCAUACACGGUUGUCGGAGGAGUUCGUCGUGGUCGUUGAAGAGUGUUAUUUUUUGGUUAUAGACUUAGAUUGAGUGCUCUCUCAUAGAAAGGCUCUGAGCACUUUGUCGCUAGACUUAAAAGCUGUCGUUUCCUUCAUCUGGCACGUAAACAUACACGCCAUGUCCCACCUCACCUCGGACCCAACACCCCCAUCAUUGGAGGACAGUUCACCCAUCGAACUAUCUCCCCUUCCCACUUCGCCAUCUAUAUCCCCAAUCUCCCGCCUCCCCGACGAACUUCUCACCCGCAUCUUCGCAUACCACCAACCGCAAGCCGCGACCUGGAAAUCCUACACCGCCAAAAAGCACCGUCACCUCCUCAAAGCCGACCCCGCCCAUCCGCUCGGUAUCUCGUUACGCGAGAACGCGACGGGGUGGUUGAGUAUAUUGCAUACGUGUUAUAGGUGGCGGAGCGUCGCAUUCCAGUGUGGCGCGUUUUGGUCGAAUGUGGUCAUUGAUGGGUCGGAGUACGGGCGGAAGGAUGGUGGGCGCGAGGAUAAGGAUGUGGAUAAGGAUGUGAAUGAGAAUAGUGAUGGUGGAGGAGACGGGGUCUGGUAUGGAGAGGGGGGAAUGCGUUUGAGUUUGACGGAGAUGAUGUUGGAGAGGUCAAAGACGGCGGAGUUGGCCGUGACAUACUGGCACAAAGAAGACGAACGGCGCGCAUUCGACAGGAUCAUGGACGAAGUCUCCAGGAUUCGGCACUUGCACGUCAUCGGUGCGGACCGAGAGCUCUGCGAGAUCAUCACCCAUGCGCUCACGGACGUGGCCAGGGGAGGACGAAGGGACGCGUUGAGGUCGCUCAUAUACGCCACGGUGGAGACGGAUUUCAAAGCUUCGAUGCCGCUCAUGGAUCGGAACGUGCUAGAGUCACUACCACCUACUCUCGAUUUCCUCGCGUUCUGCGGUCAACUUGGUUCUUCACUCGCUCGGAAUCCGAUCGUUCCUAGGCAUUUAUCGCACGGAGGUCCGAUAAAUUUGGGCCAUAUUUAUCUCUGUCUCACUCCGCCCAUCGACAUCGCCUCGCUCGAGUCUACGCUCACGUAUCUCCCGAACUUACAGACGCUUUCACUUCGAUUGCGAACGUACGGCGCUUCGCCGGGCGCGUUCAUCACGCUUCCCUCUCCACUUCUCGUCAAUGGCACCUCCCCCCCACCGGUCCACCUUCCGCACGUAUACCUAUUCGACUACGACGGUCCUCUCUACGUGUACAAUCACCUCUCCACCGUGCUUCGCAUCCCGGAAAACGCACAUCGUCAUCUGACGUUGAGCGUGAAUGGAGCGGACGUGGAGGACGUGAAGGGGCUGAUUGGAGCGUACAGACCUAGGGAGGUGGGCGAGGUCAAGUUCGAGAGGGUGAAUCUGGGUAUGACGAGGAGGGCGCCGGAAUACCUCGGGAUGGGAAGUUUGGAGCUCGAUCUCUAUAUCAGUCCCUCUCCCUCUCCUGCCCUUUCAGAUUCGAGCCAUCGCCGGUCACUCCCCAGACCAUCGUACCCCCGCGCUGCGUACGACACCUCCCGUUUACCGGAAUACGCCUCUUUAUUCCUCACGCUCCGCUUUUUCUUCGUUUCUGCGGAGAGGCAGGCUGAGAUCGUGACGGAGUUGUAUGGAGCGGUUGGAUAUGGUGAUGUGCGGAAUUUGGGACUUAGGGUGACCGUUCCGAGUUUGGGGACGAGUUAUGGUGGUGGAGACGAAGGUGGUGGAGAGAGUGGGAGGAAGCCGCCGCUUGGGGUCCCGGUCCUCGGCGCGUUGAAGGGGCUGAGGAGGUUAGAAGUCAAGGGUUGCGACGGGUUGGCGAGUUUAGUGAGCUGGAUGAAGGAGCAGGAUAAAGAGAGGGAGGAGGGACAGCAUGCUGUGGGUGAUUUGGAGGGAUUAAAGGAAUUGGUUCUGGACGGUGUGGGGCUCGAGAGUUCGAGUUCGGACGAUGAGACUGAGCGGGCGGGAAGUGCGCGGGUGGUGGCGUUGGAGGGAAGAUAUGAGACGUUGUUGGACGCUUUGGUGAGACGGAAAGAGAGGGGAGUUGGGUUGGAGAGAGUGGUGUUUAGGGGGUGUGGGAUUGGGGAGGGGAUGUUGGCGCGGUUUAGAGAGUCACGGUGCGGUGCGGCGGUCGAGAGCGUUGAGUACGAUGGGGCUAUAGAGACGUGACGAUUUAAUGUUGAGACGACCAUCUAUACUUCAUUUCGAUCAGGGUUCUCAGUAGACUUGCAUCCUAGAUUUUCGUCUCGGAAUAUUAGGCUCGAGAUGCCGGCGCGCAUCGUUCGGGCGGAUUGAAUCUUCCUUCACUUACUACUUAUACCCAUUAAUAGAUCUUUAUUUUAUGGAUAGAGCUAAGUGAACCAGCAUUCCGUGCUACAUCGUCUCCCAGGUCCCUCAACCACUACUAAAGACGCGGCGUCUUCCCCAAGAAAGUAUCAUAUAUAUGCAUUUAUGUAUAUCCAUCAUUUCUGUCAG
This is a messenger RNA of Stereum hirsutum FP-91666 SS1, 2717 nucleotides long. RefSeq lists its product as uncharacterized. The transcript is spliced from 4 exons. NCBI's taxonomy places the organism in Eukaryota, Fungi, Basidiomycota, Agaricomycetes, Russulales, Stereaceae. The coding region runs from base 390 to 2411 and encodes 673 amino acids. The record is from RefSeq and is a predicted model, not a curated record.